Messenger RNA from Patiria miniata (bat star), 1309 nucleotides. RefSeq lists its product as uncharacterized. The transcript is spliced from 8 exons. Bases 83 to 1147 code for a protein of 354 amino acids. Lineage: Eukaryota; Metazoa; Echinodermata; Asteroidea; Valvatida; Asterinidae. The record is from RefSeq and is a predicted model, not a curated record.
GUGUGUAGUCUCGCUAGCGUUCACAAAGCUGGAGCGUGCUUGUUUGAACUUUUCCUUCCGACUUUCUGAAAUCAAGAAAAGAAUGUUUCGCUGUGUGGCUGCUGCUGUCUUGGUGCUGGGACUUGUGGGGUUCCGAACCGCCGACGCCAUGAACUUGAACGAGGAAGAGGAGUUGGAAUUCUUGUCUGAUCGUGUACUGAUGGAAUUAACCGAAGUCAAGAAGUCUGAAGUUUCCCAAGCGUUCAGUAUCGUCGGUAAGCCGGCUGUAGAAAGCAUGGUCCAUACCAGCGGAAAGUUUUCAGCGGGAAGCGCAGUAGACGGCAGUCCUUCAUCAAACAUCAAGCAUUGUUCGCACACUGCUUACAGUGCCAAUCCAUGGUGGAGAGUCGAUCUUGGAGAGGACCAUUGCAUCAGCAAAGUCCGAAUUCUGAACCGUGGAGACUGCUGCAGCGAACGUCUGGCAGGCGCUGUUGUUCGCGCUGGUGACAGCACCACUGUCACCGACAACCCGACUUGUGGCUCACCUGUCACCGCUGCCCAAGCCAAACCACUCGGUGGUACCAUCCAGUUUGAUUGCUCCCCGGCGUUAAGGGCGCGCUACAUCAGCGUGGAUAUCCCCGGUAGAACUGUCAACUUGCAACUUUGUGAGGUGACGGUGGAGGAAUUGCCGCUUCACCAUUGUCCUGUAGCUGUUCCAAGGCCGUUCUGUAUCUUUGGCAAGCCGGCCUUACAAAGCUCGUCCCACGGCAGCGGACAGUUUCCCGCAGAGAACGCAGUGGACGGCAGCCCCAUUACACAUGUCGCGCAUUGUUCUCACACUGUUUCCAACUCCAGAAACCCCUGGUGGAGAGUCGACCUUGAGGAAGAACAAUACGUUACCAAGGUAACCAUCCUGAACCGUGGAGACUGUUGCAGUGAGCGAUUGCAGGGCGCUCAGGUUCGUGCCGGACUGAGCGGCAUUGCCACACAGAACGCCGCAUGCGGGCCACCAGUUACUAGCAGUCAAGCCCAACCAUUGGGAGGGACCAUCGAGAUUGACUGCGAUCAUCCGUUGAGGGCGCGCUACGUGAGCGUCGAUAUUCCGGGCACUGCAACUCUUCAACUCUGUGAGGUCUUCGUUGAUGUGCUGUCCUCCAGAAGUUGCUGAGCAUCUUCUCGACCGUUGCUUCCCCGUGAAUCAGGAACAGAUUAGACCAUGCCCAUCUUCGAAUGAAAUCCGAUAAUAUUAACAAUCGUAUAUUCUCAAUAAUUAUGGUGAAUGGAUUAUUUUUUUGCACGAUAAAUUCUUUCCACAGGAGCCAAUAAAAAC